AUGGCAACAGCAGCUACAGCCGUACCCUCUGCCCCUCUCAAAUCACGAUACGAAGCUCACUAUGAUCCCACGCUCAUCCUCAAACAUCCAGAGUUCAAAUUGCUCUCGGACGACGCACCAGAGCUACAGGAUAAGAACGCCAACAUAGCAUGUGCCUAUAACCCCGCUCACGAGGUUCAUCUCAUGAACAAGCCUAGACCGAAAGUUGGGUUUGGAGAAGCGGUCGUUCAUGUUAAAGCGACGGGUAUCUGCGGAUCCGACGUCCAUUUCUGGAAACAUGGUGCGAUAGGACCUACCAUGAUAGUUCGUGAUGAGACUGGAGCCGGCCACGAGUCAGCAGGAGAGAUCAUCGAGGUUGGUGAAGGUGUGAAAGAUCUUAAAGUUGGAGACAGAGUAGCUAUAGAGGCUGGUGUACCGUGUGGUCAAGCGGAUUGUGAUCCAUGUAGAACAGGAAGGUAUAAUGCUUGCCAACGUGUCGUAUUCUUUUCCACUCCACCAUACCACGGUACCCUCACUCGAUUCCAUGCUCAUCCUGCUGCAUGGUUGCACAAACUCCCCGAUAACGUUUCAUUCGAAGAGGGUUCACUCUGUGAGCCUUUGGCAGUAGCUUUGGCAGGAUUGGAACGAGCUGGUACGAAAUUAGGUGAUCCAGUGGUGAUUUGCGGUGCCGGCCCAAUCGGACUCGUCACUCUGCUCGCAGCCCACGCAUCAGGCUGUACCCCCAUCGUCAUCACCGACCUUGUCGCUUCCCGACUCGAAUUUGCAAAGAAGCUCGUCCCCACCGUCAAGACCGUGCAAAUCCAGAGAGAGUGGAAGCCAGAGGAUGUAGCUGAGAAGAUCAAAGAGGCUGCAGGGACUGGACUCAAAAUAGCAUUGGAAUGUACCGGUUUUGAGAGUUCUAUCAGAGCUGCUAUCUACUCUCUUCUUUUCGGUGGAAAAGUAUUCGUUAUCGGAGUGGGACCUACUGAACAGAGCUACCCAUUCGGAUACUGCUCCGCCAACGAGAUCGACUUGCAAUUCCAAUAUCGAUACGCCAAUCAAUACCCCAAGGCAAUUCGAUUAGUCUCAGGUGGUCUCAUCAACUUGAAACCUUUGGUCACCCAUCGAUUCCCAUUGGAGCAAGCAGUGAAGGCUUUCCAUGUUGCCGCGGAUCCCAAGCAGGGUGCUAUCAAAGUGCAGAUCACGGAUUAG
This is a messenger RNA of Kwoniella botswanensis, 1191 nucleotides long. RefSeq lists its product as uncharacterized. The transcript has 6 exons. The record is from RefSeq and is a predicted model, not a curated record. NCBI's taxonomy places the organism in Eukaryota, Fungi, Basidiomycota, Tremellomycetes, Tremellales, Cryptococcaceae. Gene Ontology annotation, molecular function: L-iditol 2-dehydrogenase (NAD+) activity; zinc ion binding. Gene Ontology annotation, biological process: D-sorbitol catabolic process. Bases 1 to 1191 code for a protein of 396 amino acids.